UAACGGUGUGUAUUACUUAAUAUUCUGUUUGUGAACGGUGAUAUUAGUCGAAUCUUCGGGAAUUAACAGAAAUUUAAUACAGAACGCCGAAGAAAAGCAGAAUUUAAAAAAAAAGUGAAAAAUUUCAAAUAAAACUUAUAUAAGAUUCAGUCGUGUUACUUAAAAUACAUAUAUUUAUACAAGCCGGUGAAACAUAAAAUAUCUUUGAUAAAGAAAUGGCCUUAAUAAUGAAAUAUAUUGACAGUUUGCAUCACUAUUUGGAUAAAUAUGGCGAUCCACGCACCAAAGACUGGCCACUAAUGUCAUCACCAUUCCAUACACUAGGAAUUUGCUUAGGUUAUGUUUAUAUUGUAAAGGUUCUAGGUCCCCGUCUUAUGGAAAAUAGAAAACCAUUCCAGCUGAAAAAUACGCUAGUAGCAUAUAAUUUAUUUCAAGUUUUAUUUAGUACGUGGUUAUUUUACGAGUGUUUGAGGGGUGGUUGGUGGGGUGAAUACAAUUUUCGAUGUCAACCAGUCGAUCACUCCACAACAGGCAGUGCAAUGAGAAUGUGUCACGCAUGUUGGUGGUAUUACUUUUCAAAAUUUACUGAAUUCUUCGACACUCUCUUCUUUGUGCUGCGCAAAAAGACAAGUCAAGUGUCGACACUUCAUGUUAUCCAUCACGGCGUAAUGCCUAUGUCUGUAUGGUUUGGCGUAAAGUUCACUCCAGGUGGUCACAGUACAUUCUUCGGCUUGCUGAAUACGUUCGUACACAUCAUUAUGUAUACAUAUUACUUACUGACAGCAAUGGGUCCACAAUAUCAAAAGUAUUUAUGGUGGAAAAAGUAUCUGACUUCCCUUCAAAUGGUACAAUUUAUUCUCAUCAUGGUUCAUGCUUUCCAACUCCUUUUCGUCGACUGCAAUUAUCCAAAAAUAUUCGUUUGGUGGAUCGGUGCUCAUGCAAUCAUGUUCUUCUUCUUAUUCAAGGAAUUCUACAGACAAUCUUACAAUUAUAGAAAAUUAAGAUCAGGGAAAACACAAUCGAAUGGCUAUUCCAAUGGGUCAAUAACAUCGAAGAAACACGACGGUGACAAACUCACAAAUGGUCACUGUAAUGGAGUCAGUAAAACAGAGGAGACGACAGAGCAAAAGCAUCAAAAUGGAACAGCAAAUGGCUGUAGUGUGUCCGAUUACUAUGUAAAAAGUGAGGAUAUAACAACGAAUAUGUCGCUAACGCAAAGAAAAGUCACUGCUGAGCAAUAAAGUUAAUUUUUAUAUUUUCAAGUUUAACUGUUAGAGAUAAACACAAAAAAGAAAGAAACUUUAAAAGUUAGGCCAUAGAAAUGAAAGAGAAGGUAAGAAAAGAAGAAAAAUAAAUUAAGAGGAAUGCAAUCGUUGAGAUUUAGUCAUAAAAAAUUACAUGAAUUGAUAUCUGAGUGAAAACUUAAAAUGAUAAUUAUAUACAAAAAAAAAAAAAACUAAAACUUCUAUUGAAUGCAGCUCCUUUUAGUUUUAUAUUUUGGAUUUGUGUACUUUAAAAUGAUGAAAGUAGAAGAAAAUUAACCGUUUUUGUACAUUAAUGAAAUUAUGAAAGAAGAUGAAAAAAAUAUUUUAAGUACCGA
Molecule: messenger RNA, 1600 nt
Organism: Chironomus riparius
Lineage: Eukaryota; Metazoa; Arthropoda; Insecta; Diptera; Chironomidae
Source: the annotation of a GenBank genome assembly